AUGGGGAAUUGCUGCGCGUCUCCGGUGGAUCCAUCGGAGAAGAAGCCGAAGAAGGGGAAGAAGCCGAACCCUUUCUCUUUGGACUAUAACAAGGGCCAGUCAGGCGGUGGUAGCAAGCUCACGGUGCUCAAAGACCCCACCGGCCGCGACAUUGAGGCCCGCUACGAGCUCGGGCAGGAACUUGGCCGUGGAGAGUUCGGUGUGACAUAUCUCUGUACUGAUAGGUCCACCGGCGAGUCGCUGGCCUGCAAGUCUAUAUCGAAGAAGAAGCUGAGGACGGCGGUGGACAUUGAGGACGUGCGCCGAGAGGUCGAGAUCAUGCGCCACAUGCCGACGCACCCUAACAUUGUUAGAUUGAAGGAUACGUAUGAGGAUGACAGCGCGGUGCAUCUCGUCAUGGAGCUUUGCGAGGGCGGGGAGCUCUUCGAUCGAAUCGUUGCCCGCGGCCAUUAUACGGAACGCGCUGCCGCCGUCGUCACGAAAACCAUUGUUGAAGUUGUGCAGAUGUGCCACAAGCAUGGAGUGAUGCAUAGAGACCUCAAACCUGAAAACUUCUUGUUUGCAAAUAAAAAGGAAACUGCUGCACUCAAGGCAAUUGAUUUUGGGUUAUCUGUAUUUUUCAAACCUGGUGAACGCUUUACUGAGAUUGUUGGUAGUCCUUAUUACAUGGCACCAGAGGUUCUUAAAAGAAAUUAUGGUCCUGAAGUUGAUGUCUGGAGUGCUGGAGUUAUUUUAUACAUCCUUCUUUGUGGUGUACCACCAUUUUGGGCAGAGACUGAACAGGGAGUGGCACAGGCAAUUAUUCGAUCUGUAAUAGAUUUCAAAAGAGAUCCAUGGCCUAGAGUAUCUGAUAAUGCCAAAGACCUUGUCAAAAGGAUGCUUGAUCCAGAUCCUAGGCGAAGGUUAACUGCUCAGGAAGUACUUGAUCAUCCUUGGUUGCAGAAUGCCAAAAAGGCACCGAAUGUCUCUCUUGGUGAAACUGUUAAGGCAAGGCUCCAGCAGUUCUCUGUUAUGAACAAGUUCAAGAAGAGAGCACUCAGGGUGGUUGCUGAACAUUUGUCGGUGGAAGAAGCUGCAGACAUCAGGGAAAUGUUCCGGGCUAUGGACAUAAACAACUCUGGGAAAUUAACUCUUGAGGAGCUGAAACUUGGUCUGCAUAAGCUAGGCCAUCAAAUUGCAGAUGCUGAUGUUAAGAUUCUAAUGGAUGCUGCUGAUGUUGAUGGCAAUGGGACACUGGAUUAUGGAGAAUUUGUUGCUGUGUCAAUUCAUCUGAAAAAGAUAGGGAAUGACGAACACUUGCACCGUGCCUUUGCCUAUUUUGAUCAGAACAAGAGUGGUUAUAUCGAAAUCGAAGAACUCAGAGACUGUUUAGCAGAUGAUUUGGGCCCAAAUCAUGAGGAAGUCAUUAAUGCCAUUAUUCACGACGUUGACACAGACAAGGACGGGAGAAUUAGCUACGAUGAGUUCGCGGCAAUGAUGAAGGCAGGCACAGAUUGGAGAAAGGCGUCGAGGCAGUAUUCGAGGGAACGGUUUAAUAGUCUCAGCCUAAAGCUCAUGAAAGAUGGAUCUUUGCAUUUAAACAAUGAGGGUAGAUGAAUUCAGAAACAAACAUAGAUCAAUGCAGUUCAAAAACAUUGAUUCCUUUGGUUGGUUUUGCAAGAUUCAUUCUUUCAUGGUCCCCAAUUUUAUCUCAAUCAUUGAUAAUUCUUUCAUCAGAAGAGAUUAAUUUUCACCAGAAGUUGUAUGAAGUGAAGGACAAGACGUAGGAGGGAACGUGUUUGGUUUUUGGUUGUAAAUAUCUAAUGUGGCUUAGUUUUGACACAUUAUGCUACAUUUUGAGUGUUGUGUGAUUCCCCUUCUGUAGAACUUGUUUGGUUUAAGCAAUCUGUUCAAAAUCUGUGUUAAUAUUUA
Molecule: messenger RNA, 1911 nt
Organism: Dioscorea cayenensis subsp. rotundata (Guinea yam)
Lineage: Eukaryota; Viridiplantae; Streptophyta; Magnoliopsida; Dioscoreales; Dioscoreaceae
Product: calcium-dependent protein kinase 20-like
Exons: 8
Coding region: 1-1596 (531 amino acids)
Biological process (GO): peptidyl-serine phosphorylation; intracellular signal transduction; protein autophosphorylation
Cellular component (GO): nucleus; cytoplasm
Molecular function (GO): calcium/calmodulin-dependent protein kinase activity; calcium-dependent protein serine/threonine kinase activity; calmodulin binding
Source: RefSeq, a predicted model, not a curated record